GAUAAAACUCCGAGUAGGCACACACAAAUCUAUCCUUCCAUCCUUAAGCGAGCUAGCCGUUCCCGCCGGUCGCCGGUUCCUCCCUCGCUAACCCCUCUCUUUCUUCUCGAUCAUAUACUUAUCCAAUGGGACAGAAGACAACGACCCCUGAAGAGAGAAGAGAGAGAAUGGGUUAGCUCUCUCUUUCAAUCCCCAACCCAAAACCCUAAUUUUUCUCUUCCCACCCUCACCAAAACCCUCAUCUCUCUCCCCCUCUCUCUAAACUCCAUUUAAUUUCAGUAUUUUACGUUGUGUUUCGAUUUUUUGGGGCUGAAAAAAAGUGGUUAAUAGCUGGGGAGAGGAGAGGGAGAGAUGUAUAGAGAAAGAGGUGGUGGAUCGAAAUCGGAGAUGGGACAAGUUGAUCGGAAGAGAAUCAACGAAGCCCUAGACAAGCACUUGGAGCGAUCGUCUCCGUCAACGUCAAAGGGAAUGAACGGCAAGGCGAUUUUAACCGGAAAGUCAAAGCCAGCCCCCGAUCCUAGGGAUUCUCGCUCUGCGUCUCUCGUCGAUAAAAAAUGCUCCGAUGCUGAGGAAUCUGAAACAGACAGUGAGGAGUCGGAUGUUAGUGGUUCUGAUGGCGAUGACACAUCUUGGAUCUCAUGGUUUUGCAAUCUGCGGGGGAAUGAGUUCUUCUGUGAAGUUGAUGAUGAUUACAUCCAAGAUGACUUUAACCUCUGUGGUUUAAGCAGCCAAGUUCCAUAUUAUGAUUAUGCACUUGAUUUGAUUUUGGAUGUUGAAUCCUCUCAUGGUGAUAUGUUUACAGAGGAACAGAAUGAAUUAGUUGAAUCAGCGGCUGAGAUGCUUUAUGGUCUGAUUCAUGUCCGAUACAUAUUAACAACUAAAGGAAUGGCUGCUAUGCUAGAGAAGUACAAGAAUGCAGAGUUCGGGAGAUGCCCAAGAGUUUACUGCUGUGGACAACCCUGCCUUCCUGUUGGUCAGAUGGACAUUCCCCGACAAAACACCGUGAAAAUUUACUGUCCCAAGUGUGAAGAUAUUUACACCCCUCGAUCCAGGUUUCAAGAGAACAUUGAUGGCUCCUAUUUCGGAACAACAUUUCCUAACCUGUUCUUAAUGACUUAUGGGCACCUCAAGCCACAAAAGGCGGCACAGAGCUAUGUACCUAGAGUGUUUGGGUUCAAGGUUCACAAGUAAUGAUGAGUCGCAAGCUGCCUCUUGUGUUCGAAUUUUCAAGCUGUUGUUGUGGUUGGAGCUCCUUUCAUACCUGUUUGAUUUUCAAUUUUCUUGCUUCUGUUAGGAGGUAACUUUUGACAAUACAGCUAAAGUUCAGAGCUCCCCAAGAUAUUGUUUUUCAUAUAUUGUGUGGAAAAUAUCUGAAGAAAGUUACUAGAAUUACUUCUCAAGCUAUUUUUUUCUCGGCAAGUAUCUCAAGGUAGUUUCUCGGUAGUUCAGCCUUGCUGCUUUUUUCCAAGAGCUGCUGUAAACUUCCUUUUCACCUUGCAAGAAGAGAAAAAACUUUCUUUUCUUUUUGUUGGGGCAGUUGAAGUAUGUUGCUAAAUUUCCUCGUAGUAAUGUCUUCUUCUCUAACAUUAUGGUUUUGCAUUGUGGUCGAUGUCUGUUUGUUGCAAGUAGUGACAUCCCACGGUUGUAUUUCACUCUCCAUAGUUUGUAUCGUGUGUUUUUUUUCGCUAAUGUAUUUUUGUCAAUGAUGCUUGUUUUUGUUAAAUUCUUGCAUAUUGAGGAACAAAUGAAGACUGCAAGAA
Ilex paraguariensis (yerba mate) is the source of this 1760-nucleotide messenger RNA. The record is from the annotation of a GenBank genome assembly. NCBI's taxonomy places the organism in Eukaryota, Viridiplantae, Streptophyta, Magnoliopsida, Aquifoliales, Aquifoliaceae.